AUGAAAUUUGGUUUAAUAUUUAUGAUUAAUUUUUACAUCUGUGGAAUAAAUGCAUUUAUUCCUCCUCCAAGGGCAGAAGUAACUGCCACUCUUGUUAAUAAUAGAAUAUACUUUAAUGGUGGUUGGAAUGGCAGUUCAUCAUCCGACGUUUUUUUCCUUGAUGUCUCAUUACCUUUUACAACAAACGAUAUAGCAUUAAUGCCUUGGACAGAUCUUUCAUUUAUUCCAGGUCUGAUAAUCAGAAGUGGGCAUACAGCAUGUAUGAAUGGAAUAAAUAACAAUUUAAUUGUUUAUAUUGGUGGGGCCUUCAUGAAAGAAACCGAUUCAAAUUUUACCUCUGUAUUUGACAUUACUACACAAAAAUGGAGUAUACCAGUAACAUCUGGGAAUCUUACUUCUAUAGAACGAAUUUAUAUUCAUUGUGUUUCUUUAGGAAAUGGAAUAUAUGUCUAUGGAGGAGGGGAUAGUGUAUUUAGUAUGAUGAAAUUAGAUGUAUCAAAUUUUGUUUGGUCAACAUUACCUGAGAUGAAACAUCUCUUGGGUCUGAAGGAUACUUCAAUUAUGGUACUUGACACGUUAAAAUUUUUGUGGUCAGUUGCUGCGAUUUCAAAUAUUGGUGGUUCUUCAUCUAGUCUGUUUAGUUUUUCUUCGACUCUAGUUGGAGCCUAUGUCCUUAUUGCAUUUGGAAGAAAUA
Cetraspora pellucida is the source of this 694-nucleotide messenger RNA. NCBI's taxonomy places the organism in Eukaryota, Fungi, Glomeromycota, Glomeromycetes, Diversisporales, Gigasporaceae. The record is from the annotation of a GenBank genome assembly.